Molecule: messenger RNA, 807 nt
Organism: Trichoderma virens Gv29-8
Lineage: Eukaryota; Fungi; Ascomycota; Sordariomycetes; Hypocreales; Hypocreaceae
Exons: 1
Coding region: 1-807 (268 amino acids)
Source: RefSeq, a predicted model, not a curated record
AUGUCAUCCACCCACAAUAGUAACGUCGAGCUGCUAGCAGUACUUGUCGACUGGGAUGACGAGGAGGAGGGCGAAUACCGCUUCCUAGUCGAUGGUAAGCACGUGAAAUAUGUCACCGUCGACCCGGGUGUUAUACCAAAAGAUUUUCAGACCUUUGGUCCGAUAUUGAUUCCUCUACUACCGCCAUUUCCACCUGGUGAAUGGAACGAGGGUCACGUCUCCAAGGACCCCGUGAGUAGGAACCCAGUCUUCUCCAGUUAUUCGCAUAGCGACCUGCCUGGAAUUUCAAAUACCUGGCACCGCAUGCGAAUCGAUCAUUUAGAGUUCAAGGAACUCCGUCGUCUACGCCAAAACAUAUACGUGGUCACGCAUCCGCUUUUUGACCAAGCGCUGUUCAUCAAGCUUGCUCAGUUCCCAUGGAAAAUACCCUUCUUUGAGGCUGAAACAACAGCCUACGAAUGGAUAGUUAACCAGGGUGUCGGUCCCAAAUUCAUUGCUCAUUUGACAGAGGCUGGAAGAGUCAUUGGCUUUGUCCUGGAGUACAUAGAGGGUGCGAGGUCUGCUGAUGUUGGUGACCUGGUGGCAUGCCAAGAUAGCCUCGCCCAGCUACACUCUCUAGGCAUUAAGCAUGGCGAUAUUAACAAAUACAAUUUUCUUAUACGAGAUGGAAAAGCGGUUCUGGUAGAUUUUGAGUCGGCGCAGAAGUGCAGUGAAAAGAAAGAACUCGAAGCAGAGUAUGAACAAAUUGGGCAAUCGCUGAGUGAUCCUUCGCGCAGAGGCGGCGGCAAUUAUUUAGAGGAUCACUAA